This is a messenger RNA of Sungouiella intermedia, 1119 nucleotides long. NCBI's taxonomy places the organism in Eukaryota, Fungi, Ascomycota, Pichiomycetes, Serinales, Metschnikowiaceae. The record is from the annotation of a GenBank genome assembly.
AUGGUGCUUUCACUCUCCAUUUUAUUCAGAUUGGUUACCUUGCCUGCAACUCUUGCGUUGAUCACCUUCCAAUACUUCACUAUUGGUACAUCUUACACUAAUGCGAACACUAAGAGAUCAUUGAUCAAGACUCUCUUUAUUGCUUCAAGUGCUCAUAUGGUAAAGGGAGCUACAAUGAGCGACGCCAAGUUCUUAUACAAAGAUCUCAAGACACUCUUGACUAAUCACGCUGGCCUGCUUGAUGACCUUCCUGGCUAUGCUGAGCAAUACACCAAGAAGGAUGAAUAUGACACUUGUGCUAGUUAUUGGCUCACCAAAUCUGUAACAUCUACAGAUUCCCCAAUUAUCUUCUACAUCCAUGGAGGAUGCUUUGCAUUACAAGUUGCAGAAACGGCAUUCACAGCAUUGGCGAACUUUUAUAGGGCAUACAAAGAAUUGUAUGGGGUUAACAUUUCGAUUCUCAUGAUCGAUUACACUUUAACUACGGAAGGGGCAGCCUACCCAAAGCAGAUCAAUGAAGUUAAUCUCAUUUAUGACAAAUUGGUGGGUGAAGGAUUCAGAAACGUUAUCACAAUGGGUGAUUCUGCUGGUGGAAACUUGGUGAUCAACACCUUGGCAUACUUGGGCUCUAGACCCAAGAUAAAGGAUGUCGUGUGGCCAAAGGCUACUGUUGCCAUUUCUCCCUACUUGAAUAUUACAAAAACAGAGAAUGCUGGAAGUGUUAAAAGAUACCAGGGAGUGGAUUGUUUUUCUUAUUCCAUGACUAGGUACUUUGGAAAAUUUUACACCAAUGGUGACGAAUGGUUGGAUAAAUCCCCAAUGGUGAACAUCGAAGUCAAUAGCGACAAAGUGAACUGGGAAAACAAUCCUGCCAUCCAGAACGGAGAUAUUCUAGUGGUGUUCGGGGAUCAUGAAAUCCUCACUGACCAGAUCUUAAGAUGGUGUGAGAAGGUUGGCUUGACUGCGAAUCACCCUGAGAGGAUCGCAAUUGACAUUAAUGGAACACAUAUUAGUGUAUUUCUUGAUGAGGCUAUUUCACCUGGAACACUUUCCGAGUGGAGAGAACAAUUCUGUUCUGGAGCUAUUUUAUCUUUCCUCCAUGAGAAGUUCAGUGAUUAA